Lentinula edodes (shiitake mushroom) is the source of this 2417-nucleotide messenger RNA. RefSeq lists its product as uncharacterized. The transcript is spliced from 2 exons. Lineage: Eukaryota; Fungi; Basidiomycota; Agaricomycetes; Agaricales; Omphalotaceae. The coding region runs from base 132 to 2249 and encodes 705 amino acids. The record is from RefSeq and is a predicted model, not a curated record.
UCGCAUCGAAGGAAGGUACUAAAUACUGAGGUUCGUCAAACGCCACUUUAUCAUAAACGGAAGAAAAAAAUAAAAAUUGUAUAUGUGCUGAUCGGAGCAAACAAAGGGAACCAAACUAAAACCGCCCACGAAUGCAAAGAUACAACAACAACAAGAGGCCUGUUCGUAAACGACCAAUCAGAGACCGAACAGUGACGACCCUUACUGGGAACGACGACGAGCACAACCAAGAGGUCCUUUUUUCAGGACCUUCUGCUUCUGGCGCCGCCGCUGAUAAAACCAAUAAUAACAAACCCAGUGGAUUCAACGACGACCCGUCCGUCUUUUCUGAUAGUAAUCCUGUCAAUUCCGGUGUUGCAAGCUUCGAGUACAGUACUAUGCCUUCCCCCUCCACGUUUGGCUUUGGCUACAAUAGCUUUGUCGGUCCAAUGAACCCUGGUGGUGUUACCGCUCAGCAAAAUCAUCUGUCGUCCUCGUCGUCGACUUAUUAUAAUCAACCAAUGCUUCCACCUGGAAAAUCCGACCUUGAAAUUUUGGAAAAUCUCAAGGAGCGAAUCAAAAAAGGACAGCACGAGUUUUUUCGUGCAACGCCCAUGCCGGAGCUUUUAGCUGGGCUUUAUCUCGGACCUUCUGGUGGUUCUGCGCAAGACUUGGAUGCUGUUCAAGAAAAAGGGUCUGUUGCUGUUGCUGCUGCUGCUUCGACGAAUGGAGACGGGAACGUCGGUAAUAAUAAGGCUUCCUCUAGUACCACUACUAUGACUUCGCCCUUGGCUAUUUCCUCAGAGAAUUCUCCCAGCAAGAUUACCUCCAUGUCGACCUUUCAUCAAGAAACUAAUGGACCAAAGAGUAGCAACGAAAAUGGCAGCAAGAGCGCUACGAGUAUGCCACCGAAUCCGACGGAUAGUAGUUCUCAUGGGUUGAAUAACUCAAUCAACAUGGGUUUGCCUGCCAAACCCCCGCUUACAAAUGCUCACGGUACUAGUAUGAACGGUUCUUUCACCAAAGACGAAAGAUCACCCUCAUCGUUUGGGAGAGAAAUAUACCCUCCUCUUCCGUCCAGAACCCGGGGUUCCUCUUCAUCUGGUGCUUCUUCUUCUCUACCUCAUUCUCAUUCUGUGUCUGCUCCGGAAAAUACCCAUGCGACGAACAAGUACUACGAUGCACGCGAUAUUCGAGAUACUCGUGAACGGGAUAGAGACAAUCAUAAUAACAAUAGAGACAAGGACCACGAUUCUCGACGAUCCAGUUCAGUUUCGGUUUCUGGCGCCGAAUAUGCUAGUGUUCGGUACGGACCAAUACGAGAUAUACGAGAUAUACGGGACAACAAGGAUGGUAUUACUAGUAUGCGACGAGAUGGAAGAAGACCAUCAACAGCUUUCCACUACGAUUCUGCAAGUUACCGUGAAGAAGAUUAUCUGCCUCCUUCGGACGAUUAUCGUCGACUAUCUGGUCCUCCUUCGACACCGCAGGCUCUUCCAAAUGAACGAUAUUCUAGACCACCUCCGUCUACUGACGAAAGACACCGUCUGGACGAUCGUUAUCCGGAGCGUGUUCCACUACCGCUUUCAUCAACUCCAUCGUCGUCCAUUCCUACAUCUUCUGCUUACGGUCCUUCGUUUCGUCCAGAUGAACGAGAACGACAUCGAUACGAUACGCACAGCACCACGAACUACCCCGCAAAUCAUAACCAUCAUGUUCCUCACACGGGAAUUACUCCACCCACUCGGCCAAAUCACGUCCAUAACAGUACACACGUCCUCGCGAGUCGAUACAACGAGAAUCGACCGCAGAUCGGGGAAUCGCCUGUUGCCGCGGCUGCAGCAGCCGAGAGGGAACAGAGGGAAAGGGCUGCUGCUGAGCGGGAACAGAGGGAAAAGCUUGAAAGGGAAAGAGACAGAGAACGGAUGGGAAAUACUAGAGAUUUCAGAGAGAGGGAUAUGAGACCGCCGCCUCCGCCUCCUUCUCAGGUGCAUCAAGCUGCUCCGGCUAAGCUCGAGGAACGUAUCGCCUCUCGCGCGCCAACGCUGCAAGAGCGUUUGAGUCAACCUCCAGUCGGAGAGAGUUCCAGGACGCUCUCGUUGGAGGAGAGAUUAUCUAACCAUCCGAACACUGGCACUGGUACCAAUACUGUUGCUGGCCCGCCUGCCAGUCCUGCAUCAUCAAAGGGUGGCUCAGUUGCUCCAGUUCCACCUGAUUCGGCUUCGUCGGCUGCUUCGAGUGAGUUCAUCUUUACCUGGGUUCUACGUUAACUUGAAGCUUACAAAGUCCCACAGCUACGACGAUUGGGACUGCUGAACGUGCUGUUCCUGCGUCAGCGUCUAGUGGUGGUGGUCCGAAUUCCGUCGCUACGGGUGUAUUACCCAAUUCCAGAAGCUUCCCUGCCACUGCUGCUAGAGACGAAACUGGACCUGUUCGUG